AUGAAGCUCCUCUACCCAACAUCUCUACGCCUGGAUCCCUCAAAACUCGAAGGCUUCAGCGUCGAUCUGCAGUCGUACGACGUCAAGACGUCCAUCCCGGAAGAACACACAGAUGCUGAUAUCCUGGUGACCUGGGCCAACUCUUCGGACAACCUCAAGGACGCCAACAAACGUCUGACAAAACUACGAUGGAUCCAGUCUCUGGCAGCAGGUCCGAACGAUGUACUAAACGCUGGCUUCGAUCCCAAGAAAGUUUCCAUCACGACUGGGUCUGGCCUUCACGACAAGACAGUAGCCGAGCAUGCCCUGGGCCUCCUUCUCGUCAGCGCAAGGAAAUUCCAUCUCAUGCGUGAUUAUCAGAACGAUGGCAAAUGGCCAGGUCCUCUCGGCGGACCCCAGCCAGACAAGGAACCAGGUACCUUCAACACGCUCGAGGAUGCCAAUAUCGUGAUCUGGGGCUUUGGAAACAUUGCCAAGAUGUUGGCUCCUUAUCUUACAGCUAUCGGUGCGAACGUAACUGGUGUAGCUCGACAACAGGGUGUCAGGAAUGGGUACGAAGUCUACGGGGAAGACAAGCUGGCUGAGCUGCUGCCUAAGACGGACGCUUUGGUCAUGAUCUUGCCUGGUUCUGAUGCCACGAAGAAUGCACUGAAUGCGGAACGCCUGAAACUGCUACCCAAGCACGCAUGGGUCGUGAACGUGGGCCGCGGCACCUCAAUCGACGAGAAGGCCUUGCACUCUGCCUUGACGAAUGGCGAGAUUGGUGGUGCUGCGCUGGAUGUGUUCGAGACUGAGCCUCUGCCGGAAAGCUCGCCACUUUACAAGCAGAAGAACUGUGUCGUGAGCCCGCAUGCGGCAGGUGGCAGGCCGAGAGGUGCAGAGGCGUUGAUCGCGGAGAACUUGAGAUUGUUUCUUGCGAAGCAGGAGCUGAAGAAUGUCCUUUGA
Molecule: messenger RNA, 945 nt
Organism: Recurvomyces mirabilis
Lineage: Eukaryota; Fungi; Ascomycota; Dothideomycetes; Mycosphaerellales; Teratosphaeriaceae
Exons: 1
Coding region: 1-945 (314 amino acids)
Molecular function (GO): NAD binding
Source: RefSeq, a predicted model, not a curated record